Messenger RNA from Trematosphaeria pertusa, 1720 nucleotides. RefSeq lists its product as uncharacterized. The coding region runs from base 182 to 1297 and encodes 371 amino acids. Lineage: Eukaryota; Fungi; Ascomycota; Dothideomycetes; Pleosporales; Trematosphaeriaceae. The record is from RefSeq and is a predicted model, not a curated record. The transcript is spliced from 2 exons.
CCCAAACGCUCAUCUACUCUUUUCUUCGAUAAUGUCCCCAUUGCCGCAUGGUGAUGCCACUGUGCUGUGGGUUGUCAGCUAAUCUAGGGCACACCGCACUUCUUCACAUCUGUCCUCAUAGCCACCUCCUCAAUUGCCUUCCUUUGCUCCUUCCUUCAACCCCCCGUCCCACCCGCCCAACAUGCGCGGCUAUGCACGCCUCCCAGACUUUCUUACUCUUCUCGCAAGCGUCGCUCUUGUCGCUUCAACACCUCAGCUGUGCUACACCGACGUCGACAAACUCGCACCCAAGUAUAUCGUGCCCUGCUGGACCAGCAACACCACUCCGCAUUACUCGUGCUGCAAGGCCGGCGACAAAUGCUUAGAGCAUAAUGCCUGCUACGAUUCGGGCACUGGCAAUACGUAUCAGUACGGGUGCACGGAUUCGGCGUAUGCGGAUUCGAGUGUCUGUCCUUCGAAGUGCGACCUUAAUCGAGAGACAACGAAUUGGGUGGGGCUGGUAUAUUGCAAUGGCACCCAUGGGCUGCCAGGUGAUACAUGGGUGUGCAAUCACCCAGAUAAUUGUCGUGACUGUCCGACGCACACGCCAUGGGAUCCAAAGUUGGAGAAGCUAUCCGAAACACAUUGCGAGGACCUAGCGCACGAUGACCAGUACGUCGCUUUUAAAGAAGUAGGGACAAUCUCGGAUAUGCGGCAGCUUCCGGAGGAAACCGAACUUCCAAGCUAUUUCUCCUUGAAUUCCGACAGAUGGGUUACGACGGCGAUAUCCAGCGGAGCCAGUACAGCGACGACGGGCGGUUCCGGUACGGACACAGCAGCGCCGUCCACAACAGAUCACUCUCACUCAAGUUUGCCUGCUCGUCCUCCCGCUACAGACACCGCAAGCUCGCCUACACCAGUUCCCAAGGGCCAUACAAUGGCUAUAGCAAUCGGCUUGGGCGUGGGAGUUCCAGUGCUCCUAGCAAUUGUUGGCAUUUUGAUAUACGUCUGUCGCAGACGUCGGGACCGGUCGAACGCUGAAAGGCAAAGAGAUGGAUCGCCACGUGCGGACCCGCUCGACUAUCCGCACAAAUCAGGGUGGAAGGCGGAGCUACCGGUCGAGGACAGGCGAAUCUAUGAGGCUCCUGAUACGCCAUCGCAAGUGACCGAAAUGGAAGGUUCCACUGUCGGCGAGCAGACACCGCUUCAAUCGCCUUUUGUAUCGCCUCUUCUGUCGCAGUACUCUGAUAGUGGUGACGCACGCGAGCACCGAGUGUCCGCUAUCCAGAGCCAUCGCAUUUCCGAGUUGCCUGGCUAGGGCGGCUUUCCAGACCAACACCAGUCCUCAAGUCGAGCUUGUACUGCGGGGUUCUCGAUUUGAAAUGACGCUGUCUCUGACGGGGAGAAGUAUCCUUUCGAUGGGCCUUCAGGCGUGCCCAGAUGGUCGAGAUUUUUUCGAAGAAAGCUUAUGUUGGUAAGCUUGCGUGCUGAUUUCCGAGGGCAAACGAAGGGUCGGCGAUGGUGCACUCUAGGGGAACACGAGGAGCGGUGUAGGAGGAGGCAUAGUGAGUAAGGUAGCAUACUGUCGAGUCCGAAAAAGAGCAGAGGAAGGGUCCGGCACACGACCCCGAUACAACAGUUCCAGUUGCUGAAGCUCAGGAGCUCCUUUACCCCGCGAUACCAACUGCACUAGCAAGAGCUCCAGAGCUUCCCCGCACUCGGACCCGUAUUGAAGGUUUGA